AAUCCGUAUGAAGCCAGAUUUUGUUUGGGUGGGUUUAGAUAGUUCAGGUUUACGGAGCCUGCGGUGUAGGGCUUAUUUUGAUCAUAAUUGGAUAGCGGUGGGUCGUCGUUUGUGUUGAGUUUCAGCUAAACCGAGUGAAAGGUUUUGUUAUAGUGGCUGUAGGCCAUUAUAAAGCUUUUAGAGUUGUUAAUUUUUCAUAUUAUUCAUAUGGCUGCUGCCCCCAAGGCUUCGGUUGGGGUUGUGAAAAUCUAUUCAGGAGCGGUUGUGACUGCUGAAUGUGAAAUCAAAGGGAAUGUCACAAUAGGCAGCCGAACAGUGGUGCAUCCUGCAGCUCACAUCAUUGCUGAGGCUGGACCGAUUAUAAUUGGGGAAAACAACUUAAUUGAAGAACAAGUCUACAUAUACAACAGGAGAACAGAAAGUGAUCCUCCUGAUGCUGAGAUUGUCAUGACAAUAGGAAACAACAAUGUUUUUGAAGUUGGGAGCUAUUCUGAAUCACUGAACAUUGGAAACAACAAUGUGUUGGAAUCUAAAAGCAAGCUGGGCAGGAACACUGAGCUUACAAGUGGAUGUGUCAUUGGGGCCAUGUGUGAGGUCUACACCAAUGAAAAAAUGAAGGAAAACACCGUCGUCUAUGGCCGUUCCUGCGAACGUAGGAUACAGAAUGAAAAACCAGCGACCCAGACACUUCAGCUGGACUUCCUGACAAAGGUACUUCCAAACUACCAUUACUUUUGGAAACCAACAAAAGGAGAACAAGUUCUGCAGCAACUCAAGAAGCAGUGAAUAGCUAAUGUAAGCGUCCCAAAUUUUUAAUAAAACGGUGUGAUAAAAA
Messenger RNA from Ixodes scapularis (black-legged tick), 835 nucleotides. It is a transcript of the gene DCTN6-p27, whose product is annotated as dynactin subunit 6. Gene Ontology annotation, cellular component: dynactin complex. The coding region runs from base 208 to 786 and encodes 192 amino acids. The record is from RefSeq and is a predicted model, not a curated record. Gene Ontology annotation, biological process: mitotic spindle organization. The transcript has 7 exons. Gene Ontology annotation, molecular function: dynein complex binding. Lineage: Eukaryota; Metazoa; Arthropoda; Arachnida; Ixodida; Ixodidae.